GGAGUGUGUCGGUCUUCCUGUGGAAUGCCCCCUCCCUGGAUGUGUAGUCCGUCACCUUCAUAUCCUGUCAUUGUAUGUCCGCAGUCUCUGGUCAUCUCCUGUACUGUAUCCGCAGUCUCUGGUCAUCUCCUGUACUGUGUCCGCAGUCUCUGGUCAUCUCCUGUACUGUGUCCGCAGUCUCUGGUCAUCUCCUGUACUAUGUCCGCAGUCUCUGGUCAUCUCCUGUACUGUGUCCGCAGUCUCUGGUCAUCUCCUGUAGUAUGUCCACAGUCUCUGGUCAUCUCCUGUACUAUGUCCGCAGUCACUGGUCAUCUCCUGUACUAUGUCCACAGUCUCUGGUCAUCUCCUGUACUGUGUCCGCAGUCUCUGGUCAUCUCCUGUAGUAUGUCCACAGUCUCUGGUCAUCUCCUGUACUAUAUCCUCAGUCUCUGGUCAUCUCCUGUACUAUGUCCGCAGUCUCUGGUCAUCUCCUGUACUGUGUCCGCAGUCUCUGGUCAUCUCCUGUAGUAUGUCCGCAGUC
This is a messenger RNA of Staurois parvus, 520 nucleotides long. NCBI's taxonomy places the organism in Eukaryota, Metazoa, Chordata, Amphibia, Anura, Ranidae. The record is from the annotation of a GenBank genome assembly.